GCUUGUGUCGCGUCUCGGUAACCGGAACAAGCCUGAUGUGAUGCUUUGUAUUUAAAUACCGUUACAAAUCAAAACAGAAAAGUCAGUCCUGUUAAAAAUGAACCGAAUUUUCGGUCGGAGCAAGCAGGCGUCUGCUCCCAACCUGUCAGACUGCAUAGGCAAUGUGGAUACGAGGAUCGAGUCGAUCGAUAAGAAAAUAGCCAGAAUUGACGCAGAGCUAAUGAAGUAUAAGGACCAGAUGAAAAAGAUGAGGGACGGACCUGCAAAAAAUACAGUGAGACAGAAGGCGAUGCGAGUGCUGAAACAAAAGAGGAUGUAUGAAGGCCAAAGAGAUCAGCUUACCCAGCAGUCAUUUAAUAUGGAACAAGCCAACUACACAAUCCAGUCUUUAAGGGACACCAAAACAACGGUGGAAGCUAUGAAGAUUGGAGCUAAAGAAAUGAAGCAAGCAUACAAAGAAGUGAAGAUUGAUCAGAUUGAAGACCUUCAAGAUCAACUGGAAGACAUGAUGGAAGAGGCCAAUGAGGUGCAGGAAUCUCUCAGUCGCAGCUAUGGCACACCAGAAAUUGAUGAGGAUGAACUAGAAGCAGAGUUGGAUGCUCUGGGAGAUGAGUUACUGCUUGACGAUGACAGCUCUUACCUAGAUGAAGCCUCGCCUGCACCCUCCAUUCCUGAAGGAAUGCCCAGUGACACUAAAACCAAUGAGGAUGGCAUUCUGGUUGAUGAGUUUGGCCUACCACAGAUCCCUGCUACAUAGAGAAGGAUAACCCCACUCCAUUGUUUUGUUUAUGUAUGUUAGAGGGAGUUUUUACCUAAAAACAUCAGUAUUGGUGUAUGGUAUUGGAUGGUCUAGAUUGGUAUUUUGGCCUGUCUAUCACAUGACAUUGUUAACUGUUUCUGUUAGUUGUGUUUGCAUCACCUCAUCCAUAACCUCACCCUUAUACGUGGCUUACAGCGGCUUUACUUUGAUACUUCUACCUGUUAACAAGUAACAAAUUACAUUGUUGGGACUGGCAGCAGAGAAUACUACAGUAAACCUUAUGGAUAACUAUGGGUGGGCCAGGAUUGGCUGAGGUGUGCUCGGGCUAGCCAACCUGGUCUCAUGACAAGUCAUGAUAAUAGUAAAAGAUGGAAAAUUGUACGGGUUGACUUUUACUCCCAUAGAGAAAAAUAAACAAACCAAUGAACAAUGUUAAACAAUUGUUCAUAAGAUUAACCCCUAACUCAAACCUAAACAUAAAGUCUAAUCCAAACCAUAAACCUAACCAUAAUUUGAAUAGUAAAAUAAAUUUUGUGAAACACAGCAGAAAGAAAACACCAGGGUUUGGAAUGAGACAGUAUCGUUAUUGACUUACAUCAGUCAUUUGUAUUGUAUAGCCUAAAUAAAUAUGAAAUGAUU
Xyrauchen texanus (razorback sucker) is the source of this 1399-nucleotide messenger RNA. Its product is annotated as charged multivesicular body protein 5-like. The record is from RefSeq and is a predicted model, not a curated record. Bases 98 to 757 code for a protein of 219 amino acids. Gene Ontology annotation, biological process: late endosome to vacuole transport via multivesicular body sorting pathway; vesicle budding from membrane. Gene Ontology annotation, cellular component: multivesicular body. The transcript is spliced from 9 exons. Lineage: Eukaryota; Metazoa; Chordata; Actinopteri; Cypriniformes; Catostomidae.